AUGAGAAAAAAAGUUAAUCAAAUGACCGGGUUUAGGGUAGGUAAACUCGUAGUCGGCUGGGAUCGGCGGCUAACUCUGGCUGACAGCGCCUGGCAGUGAAGUGCUGCUGUUCUUAUAUCGCCCAGGGAUGAGCUUAUAAAGGAAUGCAAACAAAGAACUAAUUGUUGUAAAAAUAUUUAGAAAUUGACGAAUUUUUUUUUCUGAAACCAACAUUUUUGCAAUAUUUAGGUCAGUUUGUAUCAGUUUAUAUUGAUGUCUGCUCGGAGGAUUCAAAAAGUUCGUAACAGUGAUCCUAAAAUGACGAGAAUACAGCACAAUAGAUAUGAUGCUGUGACAAGGAAGCGCGAGGAGAGAGCCGUGAGGGAACAGUACAAACGGGAGCGCAAGAUAGACUCCUAUUUGGCUGAUGAUGAAAACUUUCCAAAUUUUUCAGCACAACUUGGUAAACUUGGAUUACAACUUCGAGACAUUCCAGGUGAUGGGAAUUGUUUGUUUCGAGCCCUUGGGGACCAGAUGGAGGGACAUGGCCGCAAUCAUUUCAAGUACAGAUUUGACGUAGUCACGUAUAUGUCAGACAAUCGGGGAGACUUUGAACCAUUUGUAGAGGAUGAUGUUCCCUUUGAUAAACAUUUGUCCAAUCUACGUAAGCUGGGCACCUAUGCAGGAAACGAUGCCAUUGUGGCCUUCGCUCGUUUUCAUCAAGUUAAUGUUGUGAUUCACCAGCUGAAUGCUCCCUUUCUACUGAUUCAGGGACAACAGAGCAGUCCCUUCCAGGUCAGACAGAUUCACAUAGCUUACCACAAUGGUGACCAUUACUCCAGUGUCCGCAAAAUCCAUGACAACACUGAGUCCCCCGCCAGUAUUAAAAUCAAGGUUGGUCAGGAGUCUGAGGGAAAAGGUGAUAAGGGAAGUAAGAAGACCAAUGGUCAUGUGACAGGGGGCAUGGUAUCAGCUGUCCGAGACGAGGCGAGCAUAGAGGAGGAGGUGAUGCUGGCCACUGGUUGUAUGGACGUGGAUCAGAUUCGUGAAGUAUUGACAGAUUCUGGGUAUGAUGUUGAGCUGGCUAUUGUAACCCUCUUACAGAUCAUGGAGCUUAAAGAAAAUGGUAUUGAGGACUCAGCUUCCCUGAAUUCUCAUUUGACCUCCACAGACAGUGGGGUGUGGUCUGAGGCCCCUCAGGGAUCAGGGGAGUCAGCCUCUCUCCAGAAAGGGGCCACCCACGUACGGGAGAACAGCUACGGGGGAAGCUCUGGGUAUGGGUCACUGAGCAGCUUCCCCGGUGGAGCAAGACCAAAACUACCUCCUCAGAUAAAACCUGAGACCGCCAAAGAAAAAAGAGAAAAUAAGAAAUUGGAAAAGAAGAAGAGAGCUGAAGAAAGGCAUAAGAUGAGGAUACAAGGGAAGACUCCUCAACUUCCUGUCAGCGAAGAGGAAAGUGCUGUCACUGUCAUCUCCAAAGACAUCGGCAUGAUGAAGAUUUGAGCUUGACAUGUAUUCGACAGGAAAAGGAGUAAAUAUAUGUAAACAAUGCAACUCUGAAUAUUGUGUUUCCUGUUUGUCUCCCUUUGUUGAGAUAUAUCCUGAGAUCUUUGAUUUGUGUGUAAAUAAGUUAACUUUCUAGAUUUACAGUUUAACGUACAGUACACCUCAGUCAGUUAAGCAAUGAAAAUUUUAAGAAAUACUCUGUCAUUACACCUUUAUGUACAUAUUGAUGUAUCAACAUUUUAUAACCAAUUAAGUGUCCAAAAAAUAGGGCAAUUGUUGAUUCCGUGUAGUGUAUACGUGUACAUAUAGAUGUUGUACAGAUACUGUGGUUCCAAAAAUGUUGAGUGGCAUCAAUUUUUAAAACAGAGAUUUAGAAUUGUGUAAUGAGUUUGUAAGUAGAACUUAUUAGCUAUGAAUUAUAAAAUCAAAAUCAUAAUAAAAAUAAGUUCUUUCACUUAAAAGUUUGGCCAGUAAAUGAUGCUGAUAAAAAAAAAGUAGAUAGCAAGGUUUACUUUACCCAAGUCAUUCGACUUCACUUGUUUGUUUGAAUGUUUGCUCAAGGAUCAGUCAGCAUCCAAUUUGAUAAUUAGUUUAUCAUAUUAUAAUUGUGCUGCAAUCUUGACUUUAGUUUUUGAUGCAGUAGUAUUUCCUUGUUGUUAGUUCAGUGUAAAAGUUAUCCAUAUAUAUGCAAAUACUAUGUUGAAUCAUUCAGCAACAUUUAGAAGGGAUAAAGACAAGGAGUUUACUGUGUAGUGAUUAUUGAUUUGUUUUAAAAUUAGUCCUUUUGAAAAAGAAACUUGGAAUAUUCUUGAUAUUGCUUUGUUUUAAAUUGACUGCAAAUGUAUUAUUUGAAUUGCAUGGUUCUUACAAUAGAUACAUAUGCUUGUUUUUUUUCUACUUGUAUACUUAAACCAAGACAAUUAUUGAUAUGUGUCAAAGAUGAAAACCUUUGAACAAUUGUACAAGAUGUAUCUGAAAUCUGGCAUAUUUGUGUUUAAUACCUAAUUAUUAUUCAAGAAAGCACAAUUUUGUUGUAUUGGAUGUAAGAAAUAAGGUACAGUAACAGGAAAUUGGUUAGGUUUAUAUGGUUGUUGAUAAAAAAAAAUGGUGUCUACCAAAAUCUUGCUUGUCAAAGAACUUGUUUAAGAAGUUCUCAUGCAAACCUUGACACACUAGAUAUUCAUCUGUUAACUAGUUAACAAGCUGGUGUUCAUUGUGUGACUGUGAUCCAAUUCCAUUGUCUUUCAAUGUUAAACACAUAUAAUCAUAUAUGUACCAUGGCAGAUUCAGAUUUUAUAUACAUUUAUAUAAUUAUAUUUACAUCCACUAAGUAUGAUUCCCUCUCUUUCUUAUGAAAAUUGAUUGUAAAUCACAGCUCUUUAGAAACUGACAGAACUGGAUCAAAUAUACACGAUCCAGCUCUUACCAGUUUAUCAAUCGGUUUAAACCCUCAGCAACCUAUGGAAAUCAGGGACCGCCUGAAAACAUCAUGAUGUUAGAUUCUAAUUCCCCAAAAAGAUUUUUUUGGCUAUUUUUCUUAUGGAAUGUACUGAUCAGAUGUACUAGUACAUUAACAAUAAUUUAGUUACUUUGGUGAUUCAUGCGGAAUAUGAAGGUACUAGUGAUCAUCGCAGAAAAAAUACAGUGGGUUUUAUAUUUUUUCUGCAAUGUGGCUACCUUCAUAUCCACACGAGUCACCAAGUAAAGCAUUUCAUUGUCAAAGUAAAUAAUAAUCAAUGCAAUAAUGCUGUUAUAGGAGUUUGACACUUCUGUGAACCUAGAUGUAAAGAUCAAUUUAUAGAUUGUCUAGUUAAUCACAGGGAUUCGGGUUUUGUGUACCAUUUUUGGACACAUAACUUUUCUGAUUUUCCUUCUGGUUAUGCCAUGAAAAUUAUAUCUUAUACCUUGUUUAGUGUGUUACAUUUUUUUCUUGCAUUAUAUCUUUCAAAAAAAUGUCUCUGCACUUUACUCUUGCUUGCUUUGAAAUCCAUUUCAAUGAUACAGGAUUUUGAUGACUCUAUUAUUAUAUUUGUUUGAUUAUUACAUUUAUAUUUUCAUUAAAAUAAACAGUAUAAAAAACACAAA
Messenger RNA from Magallana angulata, 3570 nucleotides. RefSeq names its product OTU domain-containing protein 3-like. The record is from RefSeq and is a predicted model, not a curated record. NCBI's taxonomy places the organism in Eukaryota, Metazoa, Mollusca, Bivalvia, Ostreida, Ostreidae. Bases 253 to 1482 code for a protein of 409 amino acids. The transcript has 8 exons. Gene Ontology annotation, biological process: protein deubiquitination. Gene Ontology annotation, molecular function: cysteine-type deubiquitinase activity.